UGCAAAUUGGCAGCAUCGGACUAAAAGAGAAGGAAGCAAAUUCUUUCAUUUCAGCUCUAUGGACGUUAACUGUAAAGAUGCUGUCUUUUUUCUCUCAUCAGUAUUAACUGGGGUUACAGGAAACUGAAACUGGGUGUGGGAUCACAGAAGGCAGUUUUUUGUGAUAUAAAAUUACUUGUGUCAUUCUUUACUUCUGAAGUCAGGGGAGUCAGGUGAAGGAUCACAGAAUGGAAAACUCUCUGCAGACUGACGGCACUGGGGAUCAAGGAACAGUGGCUGUAACUCAGACAGAAACUGGAAACAACACAGACACUGCCCAGAGUGGAGGUGGCCUCAUCGCACCUCAGCUCAGCAACAAUAAUAUGAGAGAUGUAAAUAUCGUCCACAUCAACAAUACAUAUGUCAAAUCUGCUGCCAGGACAGAUGAGACUGAUGCUGUUUCUGCCAGAACUGAAGAAAACAUAGUCCAAAGGUACCAAGCUGAGCUAAAAUCUUACCUUCUAAAUGAAACAAAGGAUCUGUUUCAAGGAACAGAGGAAAAUGGAUCAUCAACUUCUUUAAAGAAGAUCUACACGGAGCUUUACAUCACAGAAGGAGACAGUGGGGUUAAUGAUGAAGAGAAGAAAAUCCACCUAAACAAAAUUUUUGAACCUUUAUCAAACGGAGAGAACCCUCCUCAGAGAGUCCUGACAAAGGGAAUUGCUGGUAUUGGAAAAACCGUCGCUGUGCAGAAAUUCACUCAUGACUGGGCAGAAGGAACAGCCAACCAGAACAUCCAGUUUGUAUUUCCAUUCACAUUCAGAGACCUGAAUUCAAUGAAAGACGAAUGUUUUAGUCUUAUGGACUUAAUAGGUAACUAUUUUAAAGAAGUGAAGGAUUUGAAAACAUCAGACUAUGAUGAUUGUAGUUUUCUGUUCAUCUUCGACGGCCUGGACGAAAGCCAAUUUCCUCUGGACUUUAAUAAAAAUAAGAUGUGCCGCAGUGUCACAAAGAAAACAACACUGGACACUCUACUAACUAAUUUAAUCAGUGGAAAACUGCUGCACAAAGCCCUGGUCUGGAUCACGAGUAGACUUGCUGCAACCAGCAAGAUUCCUCUCAAGUUCAUCAAUAGAGUGACCGAGGUACGAGGCUUUAAUGAUGAGCAGAAGGAGGAGUACUUUCAAAAGAAGAUUAAUGACGAGGUUGUGGCUCAGAAGAUCCUCAAACAUCUUCAGUCAAAGCCACUGAGAAGUCUGUACAUCAUGUGCCACAUCCCAUUGUUCUGCUGGAUUUUAGCCACAGUUCUCCAGAGUCUCCUCACAGAUACUCCUGAAACUGAGUUGCCAAAGACUGUGACUGAAAUGUACACACACUUCCUGAUCAUCCAGACAAAGAGGAAACAACAGAAGGAUUAUGAGAAAGGUGAACCAGACAAAGAUCUGAUCAUGAAGUUGGGAAAGCUGGCAUUUGAACAGCUACAGGAGGGCAACAUGAUCUUCAAUGAAAACGAUCUGAAAGAUUGUGAAAUUGAUCUGAAACAAGCUGCAGUUUUUUCAGGAGUUUGUACACAGAUCAUAAGAAAGGAAUAUGGUCUUCACAGACAGGAGUGUUACUCUUUCAUACAUUUAAGUGUUCAAGAGUUUCUUGCAGCUCUGUUUGUAUUAGAGACCUUCAUAGAUAGUGGAAAAAAUCUGCUUCCUAGUCCGACAUGGACAGUGACAUCGGAGAUCAGGGAGAAUUCUAUCAUCCUCCUCCACAAGAAUGCAUUGAAUAUGGCUUUGGAAAGCAAUUAUGGACAAUGGGACUUGUUUCUGCGCUUCCUGCUCGGUCUGUCACAGGAUAAAAAUCAGAAGCUUCUUCACAAAGUGUUUGGAUUACAGGGAACACAUCUGCAGAACAGCCAGGAGACAAUUGAGUAUAUUCACAAGAAGAUAAAGAAAUUGUCCAACUAUGACAAAACAAUCAAUCUGUUCCACUGUUUAAAUGAGUUGGGUGACCAGACUCUGGUAGAGCAAGUCCAAACAUACCAGAGCUCAGGAGAUGUCAGUAAAAUCUCACCUGCACAUUGGUCAGCUCUGGCUUUUGUGCUGCUUGUUUCUGGUGACGACCUGGAUGUCUUUGACCUGAAGAGGUACCACAGAAAUAAAGUUCUACCUCGGUUGGUACCAGUGCUCAAAGCAGCAAAGAAAGCUGUGUUGAGUGACUGUAUCCUCACUGACAGAUGCUGCAGAUACAUUUCAUCAGUUCUCAGCUUGGAGUCUUCUGCUCUGGAAGAGUUAGACCUGAGCAGAAAUAAACUGCAGGACUCUAGAGUGGAGCUGCUCUCUGAUGGCUUAAAAAGUCCCAACUGCAAACUCCAGAGACUCCGACUGAUCAGCUGUGACCUGUCUGAGAGAAGCUGUGAAGCUUUGGCCUCAGUUCUCAGCUCCCAGUCCUCAACUCUGAAAGAGCUGGACCUCAGUAACAACAACCUGCAGGAUUCAGGAGUGAAGCUGCUCCUUGCUUCAUUGAAGAGUCCACACUGUAACCUGGAAACUCUCAGGUUGUCAGGCUGUCAGGUCACAGAGGAAGGCUGCUCCUCUCUGGCCUCAGCUCUGAGAUCCAACCCCUCCCAUCUGAAAGAGCUGGACCUGAGCUACAACCAUCAAGAAGACUCAGGAGUGAAGCUGCUGUCUGCUCUAAAGGAGGAUCCACAAUGUGGACUGGAAACUCUCAGGUUGGAACAUGGUGGAAAGCAGAGACUGAAACCUGGUCUGAGGAAGUAUGCCUGUGAACUCACACUGGACACAAACACAGCUCACAGAAACCUCCAACUCACUGACAGCAACAGGAGGGUGACACCAGUGAGAGAGAGGCAGCCAUAUCCUUAUCAUCCAGAGAGAUUUGAACACUGGCGUCAGCUGCUGUGUGAAGAUGCUGUGACAGAUCACGGUUACUGGGAGGUCGAGUGGAAAGGGAAGGUUAAUAUAGCAGUGACCUACAGAGGAAUCAAAAGGAAAGGGCGCAGUUUUGACAGCAGGUUUGGAGAGACUCAUCAGUCCUGGAGUCUGAGCUGCUCUGAUGUUGAUGGUUACACUGUCAGUCACAAUAAGGAGAGAACAUACCUCCCUCGCUGCUCUGUCUCUAACAGAGUAGGUGUGUAUGUGGACUGUCCUGCCGGCCGUCUGUCCUUCUACAGAGUCUCCUCUGACUCUCUGAUCCACCUCCACACCUUUAAAACCACAAUCACUGAACCUCUUUACCCUGGGUUCUGGGUUGGAUCUGGUUCCUCUGUGUCUCUGUGCUCACUGUAGGAAUGAACAGAAGUUCUGUCUCUUUUCAAAAAUUUCAAGAGGCAACUAUCUGUUUGUUGAGAGAGCAGCUGAAGUGUCCUACCUGGUAAUAAUUGCUUUGGCCCUAAGAGGAGUAUGCAGUGAAAUUUGGCAUCCCUGACUUUCUGCUGUCUAGUAUUCCUGCAGAACUGGGCCAUCAAUGGGUGUUACAGCUGCAGCUGGCGCCCCCAUGCGUCCAGCCCUUUUGUGAAACUUUUGUGUAUCUACUAAGCAAGAAACAUGGCCUCCAGCACAAGAUUGACUCCAGCUGCUGGAGGCGUUGCUUCUUCCUUUGUUGCCAGAGCCCUGGAUCCUGCAAUUCAGAGAAGAGAGGUUACAAAACCUUUGCCAGCCUGUCAUGUGGGGCGGCCUGCACCCACAGCACGGCAUCUUACCUCCAACCUUUUGUUCUGUUGAGCUUGAUGCUGAUUAAUAAUUUUUUACUCUCAGCUCUUUGAGUUAGUAAUGAGUUACUUGUGAAACUGUGGGGACUGGAUCAGGUGUAGCUAUAAAGAAGUACUGAUAACACACACUCAGGAAUCUUGUCUUUGUUUUAGAGACAGUAGGAACAGGUUCUUUUUCCAAUAAAUCUUUAAUUUUUUGUGUUUUUAGUAAAUUGACAAAAAUAAAAAAAAUUAAACACAGGUGAAUAAAACAACAUGGUGAUGGGUGUAUUUCCUUCAGUUUUAUCCAGCCCUAUUUCUUUUGCCAGGUAAGUUCUUUUUAUAAAAAAUCUCUGGAAGGUUGCACACUGUUGCAUGGGUGGGUGAUAUUUGAAACAAAUUUAUGUUCAUGUCACUCAAAAAGUUUUCACAGCAGUGAGAUGCUGUUAGGUGAAGAGGAUAAGACAAACACCUCUGCAGCGUCUGAGAGAUGUAAGUAGAACAUACGUAAAGAAAAAGAAACCACCUUUAUCACACUUAUUCAUAAAAGUACCUUUAAGUACCUCGUUGUUGGCAAACCCAUGUUUUCUCUCUGGAUUCCUGCAACAUAAUCUCUAUGUCUUUUUAUAGCAACAAUAUAAUGACGAUUAUCUAAAACUAUCCCAAAUCAGUCAACAUUUUCAGAUUCCAUGAUGUUAUCACUCAUGUCUUUUCAUCUGGCUCAUGUUUUCUUCUUUCCUUACUCUUUAUCUGCUGUUCAGCCCUGUUAAUAGAUUUUGACAGUUUUGAGGUAUAUCUUUGAGUGAGACUCCAUAAUGGAAGUAGUACUUGUAGAUUGAACUGAUUCUGGUGUAGCUGCAGAAUUAAAACAUCCUGAACAAUAAUGAAGUCAGAUCUGUUUGCAGUAGUACAGCACAGUGUUAGAGCAGCUGCCACUUUAACUUCCUGUGAAUCUCCUAAAAUAAAUAAUUCCUUUCUUCAAAGAUAAUGACUUAAUGAUGAUUCUAUUCUUUGAAUCCAGGCUGACAUGA
Molecule: messenger RNA, 4707 nt
Organism: Lates calcarifer (barramundi perch)
Lineage: Eukaryota; Metazoa; Chordata; Actinopteri; Centropomidae
Product: NACHT, LRR and PYD domains-containing protein 12
Exons: 9
Coding region: 228-3275 (1015 amino acids)
Molecular function (GO): protein binding
Source: RefSeq, a predicted model, not a curated record